CGAAAGCGUGGUAGAGUGGGGACGAAACGAGAUCGGGUGUUCCCCCCUGGGUCAGCUGAGAGCCGCGGGGGAGACGUGGAUUCACUGGAUUGCGUUCUGACCACUUCUGGCCGUGGUAUGCACCUUUAUUUAAAACAAGCAGACCAUUGUGAACACGUCUACUGUGUAAAAAGUGGUAUUAAUUUUAUAUCUUGUACCUCUAUUAGCAAGAUCAUCUGGUAUGCAAGAUGAAUGAACCAGAGGUUAAGUUUUGCUCAAACUGCAAACAUGAAGUUCCGUCCGGGAAUUUCAUGAUGCAUCACAUACACUGUCAGAGAAAAUUAGCAUUUUGCCAAAAGUGCGAUGAGCCCAUACCUCAUUCGGAAUUUGCAGCCCACAAUUCCAAUUUCCAUGUCAUUGUUUCAUGCCCUGACUGUGGUCAGCAAAUGGAAAAGAUUAACGUUGCAGAACAUCAGAUAUCAGACUGCUCACAUCGUUCUAUUUGCUGUGCAUUUUGUCAUAUUGAGGUUGAGGCAUUUGAACUCUUAGAACAUGAGAAUUACUGUGGUAGUCGAACAGAAAGAUGUGAAGAGUGUGGAGAAUUUGUCAUGCUUAAGUAUCAACAAUUACAUCAAGAUUCGAAUCAUGGUUUUUUAAAACUUGAAGAUGAACCAGGCCCAACACCAUUGUGGAGUGCAUCUCGCACUACUCCUAGUGUUCUCAAUGAUCUUAGCAGGCAGCGUAAGAUAUCAAAUGCAAGUCAAGAUACAACCCGUCCUACCUCAGCAUUAAACCGCCUGUCUCCCAGUAAACGCACUAAUGAUAUGCCACAAGUGAAUUCUGCAACGACUGUAAGCAAGCCGAAAGCUCUGCACAAGACUACUCUUCCCCAAAGAAAUAAACAAGAUGAUGAUACUGUUGAUUUGGAUCUUCUUUUGGCUCUACGUUUACAAGACCAGGAAAAUUCUCACUUGACAACAAUUUCUGCUCCUUCUGCGCCUCCUGAAAGGGAAUAUCAUGACACUGGUAUUGGAGGAGAGUUGGUUGCAUUGCCUUGUGAGUUUUGUGAGGCCAUGAUCCCUGCCAACCAAUUGGUUCUUCAUGAGACUGGAUGUCGUCCUCAUUUGACUCAACUUGUUGUUCCUCCUGCAAACAAAGUGAGAAAUGAACCAGAAAUAUCAGAAGAAGAAGGUCUUCCUUGUGAGUUUUGUGGGGACCUUUUCCCCCCUCAUCUUUUACUUAGUCAUGAGGACUCCUGUGAAGUAACAGCUGCCCUGCAGGAGAGUAUGCAUGUGAACAAGCUUGGAAUAUCUCCAUCUGCUGCACAUGGUAUUAAAAAGAGAGUCAACAAGGAUCCUCCCUCAGGGCCUUUAUUUCCCACAAGAAGCAAACUUUCAGCUACCAGUUACGAAGGCGAGGAUAGAAAUCCAUAUUUAAUGGAAGUACGUGCUGCUUUGAAAAAGCCUACUGCAAAUGUUCUGCCGUUAGGAAGUAGACAGAAUUCCAGUUCAGAAUAUACAUCUCCAGGAAGUGGCUUAUCAAGAGCUGAUCUACCUUCUUCACCUUGUGUCAAUGGCUAUGCACGUCACAGUGUAUCAACAGGAGCAGUACCAAAACAGAAGGCAGGAAAACAUUCUGGAAUCUGGUACAAAGAUGUG
Gryllus bimaculatus (two-spotted cricket) is the source of this 1637-nucleotide messenger RNA. The record is from the annotation of a GenBank genome assembly. Lineage: Eukaryota; Metazoa; Arthropoda; Insecta; Orthoptera; Gryllidae.